AUGCGAACUGUACAGCAAAGACGAGUCUACGGCAAACGCAAAACGAACGCCCCCAGAGCAGUUUUGGAAAAUGGCAGUCCUCUGAAAUCAGCGAGCAAUGAAAAUUUAUCCCUUGACGAGGUGAUAGAGCAGGAUGUCUCAAAGGAAUCUAUCAAUAAACUUGAAGUCCAGAUUGCGAGCAUCACUCUAGAAGAUGAAGCCCCAUCGAAAAUCGAUGUCGACACGAACGAACCACAGUCCCCUGCGAAAUCGCCUCCUAAAGUUCAAUACCAGACCAUCGGAACACCUGCGAGCGCAAAGUAUGCCAACACUCCACACAGGCUGCUAUCUACACCAUCGAAUCUCGGCCCAUCCACGCAGUCACCAAUCAAAGUAUACUCGAGUCAAAAACGACUAUCCUUCACACCAAGACAACCACGCGCUAAGCCCGUGCGAAAAGCGAAACAAAUCAUCAGGCUUUCGUCCGGCUGUGUGGAAGAUGAAAAGACAAAUGAAUAUGUUCACCGAAUUCUGGAUGAAGCUACAUCACAAUUUGCCGCUCGAGGAGUACAGAAAUUCGGUUCAUGGGCAGCCCGGUCAGAAACCGCGUUCGACCCUGUGAAGAUCGCAGAAGGUUCGUAUGGAGAGGUGUAUAAGCUGCGCUUGAAAGAGGAUAUAUGUAAGCGCAACAUGUCAAAAUCGAGACUGGCAAAGUUGCGGGAAUACGGUGAGGGCGUUUUCAAAGUCGUACCAUUGCGUGCACAGAAAGGAGUGGGCUCAAAAAAAUUUACAACAAUAGACGAGAUUGUGGCCGAGGUCAAAUUGCUGAAGCUGCUUGAUCCUAUUCCCGGAUUUGCAAGAUUCAGAGAGGUGCACGUUGUCCAAGGCCGGUUUCCACCUUCGUUCCAAGCCGCAUGGGACUCUUAUAAAGCUGCUGGGAAAGACUGCGAGAACCCUAAUCCGGCAAAUAAGAGGGCAUACAGCGAUCAACAGCUUUGGGCAAUAUUGGAGAUGGACGAUGCGGGCGUUGAAUUGGAAAAGUUCAAAUGGUCUUCCGUCUUCCAAGUUUAUGAUAUAUUUUGGGGAGUAGCAAUGGGUCUGGCGAGAGCGGAAGAAUAUGCUCUAUUUGAACAUCGAGAUCUUCAUCUUGGCAAUGUUUGUCUCCGGUCAACGAGACCAGAUGGGGACAUGCAAUUGCUUGCAGAUGUUGAUGCAAAUCAGUUGGGAGCUUCCUGCGGGUUCGGUAUUAGCUCAUUGGAGACGACGAUUAUCGAUUAUUCCUUGUCCCGUGCUGAGCUACGGCUGACGGAUGACCCAGAGAAAGUCGACGUUGCUUCGACUGACCUGGAUAACAAGGGUCUAUUUAAUGCUGUAGGUCGUGAUGAGGCUGAGAUCCUGCAAAGGAACACUUAUAGAUUCAUGAGAGCACAGCUAUAUACUGGGCUCCCCCUCACAGAGGAAAAGUCGCCAGCUAUACCAGGAAUCUGGGCGGAUUACGCACCGAAAACAAAUCUGAUAUGGCUACUCUUCAUUCUCAAGAUGCUAGCGAAGCAAAUAGAACAAAAAGACUACACUUUACAUAACAGCAUGCCGCUGAAUCAAACAAGACAGCCGCUUCAGUCAUGUCCGGACAAAGCCAAUAUACAACAAUAUUCUGUCAAACCCCCGACAAAAUUGUCCGAGCCGCCCGUCAGCAUGAAACAUGACAACAUUGGCGAGGCGCUUGGAAAGUUACAAACAACGCUCACUGACAGACUGGACAAAAUCCUCGAGAUCCUCGACCUAGAGCACGGAAGAGACGACAUGUGUUGUGCAGCGGAUCUGGUAGCGUAUGCGAUUGAUCAGCAGUGGUUGGACGAGAAUGACGACUCAUGGGAAAAGACGUUAAAUGACGAGGUCUCAGAGCUCCUAUCCCAAGUCAACAGCCAUGAACUCGUCCGACUCGCCACUGAACUCAACGAUGGGAUCCCAUGCAUCUUCCAGUCCGGCAAACACAGCGGUAUCGACUCUACAAUGGGGUGCUCCAACUAUCACUGUUGGCUAAUAUUCGACACCGGCGAGAGGUGGAUAGUCCGCAUUCCUCGAAUGGGUUUCAGUGACGUACCUGCUGACUUGGUGGAGUACCUUGUCGAAAGUGAAUAUGCGACUUUGAAAUUCUUGGAAUCUGUUAACGUCCCAUCUCCAAAGGUGUUCGGGUAUGGCCUUGUAUCUGAUCACUCAAACCGGGUCGGUGUUUGUUAUAUCAUGAUGCAGGCUCUCCCAGGCAAACCAUACGGCGCUCACAACGCAUCUCCUGCUCAAAAAGAACGCGUUAUUGAACAAGUCGCCAAUUAUCUGGUUGAGAUCUCGAAGCGCCCUUUACCUGCCAUCGGUUCGUUUGCUAUGAUAAACAAUCAGCCCCAAAUCUCAGCCGUUGCCAGCAACCGCUUUGUUGCUCUCGGUACAUACGGACCCUUCACUUCGCGCUUGGAUUACAUCACCAGCGUCAUAGAGCAAUACAUGGACCUUAUUGCGGAUGGACAGGUACACAGCAAAUACCCACUCGAAGCAUUUUUAUUCUACCACUUCCUGCGCGAGAACAAAGACAGUCUAAUCAACCCAGAUGUUGCUGAACAGCAAUUCUUUAUCAAGCACGUCGACGAUAAAGGUGACCAUUUACUCGUUGAUGAAGACUUUAACGUCACCGGUAUUAUUGACUGGCAGUUUGCGCGCGUCGUGCCUGCAGCAGAGGCCUUUGGGCCGUCGUACGUUACUGCCGACCUCGAGAGUUUAUACUCAUCUUCUUUGACAGGUGUCUCGGCUGAUGAUCUAUUACUUGCUGAUGCGCUGAGGAGGAAAGGUUAUGACGAUCUCGCUACUAUUGCGGAAGGAAACGAGAUUAUGCGUCGAUUUCAUCAUGGGCUGGCUAAUGGGUUGAGUAAGGAUGAGGCGCGGGAAUUGUUGGGGGGCAUGGUGCAUUGUGUUAUGGGAAAGAAAUUUAGGAUGGAUGAAAUGGAUGCUUGGAUUGCGGAGAUGCGUGUGAAGUGUCGAGUUGAUCGUCGGUGGGAGAAGGUGGAAGGUUUGCUCAAGGAGCAGGAAGAGGAAAGUGCUUAA
This is a messenger RNA of Talaromyces amestolkiae, 3072 nucleotides long. RefSeq lists its product as uncharacterized. Bases 1 to 3072 code for a protein of 1023 amino acids. Lineage: Eukaryota; Fungi; Ascomycota; Eurotiomycetes; Eurotiales; Trichocomaceae. Gene Ontology annotation, molecular function: histone H3T3 kinase activity. Gene Ontology annotation, biological process: intracellular signal transduction; mitotic cell cycle. The transcript has 3 exons. Gene Ontology annotation, cellular component: cytoplasm; nucleus. The record is from RefSeq and is a predicted model, not a curated record.